Messenger RNA from Gigantopelta aegis, 3055 nucleotides. RefSeq lists its product as uncharacterized. The coding region runs from base 1444 to 2808 and encodes 454 amino acids. Gene Ontology annotation, biological process: signal transduction. The record is from RefSeq and is a predicted model, not a curated record. The transcript has 11 exons. Lineage: Eukaryota; Metazoa; Mollusca; Gastropoda; Neomphalida; Peltospiridae.
GCCAGUGUAACACUUAUACUGUCAGCUGGGUCUAAAAGUAGGAUUUUAUUCAUAGCGGAGUGUUAGUUAAUGGUGGAACUAUAAGUAUUACCUACUACGCCCAACACGUGUACAAGAGACAGAGCAUAAACACACUCGUAAAGAAACAAUCAAUUAACAAUACCUUUGUUAUGGCUAACUGUAUGGAAAUCCGUUGCAUGGAGGCCCCAAAACCUUUAUGUUACAAAGGCCAGUGUUAUAAGAAAUGUCCAACUUCCACAUUCGCAAACAGCAGUGUAUGCAUCUCGGGUGAAGACUGCCACAAGGCUGGCUGGAUGACAUGGAACAACACAUGCAUAAAGGAUUGCCCGUCAACUUCACCCUUUCACAAUCCAGGUCUGGUGAACAACACUGACUGCAUCGACGAAGAGCAAUGCUGGGGCGCUGGUCGGGUUAUCUACAACAACAAAUGCUUAAAAGAUUGCCCAUUUGGGACGGGAAACUAUCCUUUAGAACAGAACAGAUAUUGUCUGAUUUUCGAGACGGAGGCCUAUAUUGCAGGAGUGUCAGCUUUCUGUCUGCUCUUCGUUACCCUAUCUUGCAUCUGUUUAUUGCAUAAUCCCAAGAAGACGAGGACAAGGAUUGAACAGCCAGCGGAAGACUUAGAGCAAUUACUUCAUCAAGAUCCUGACCAGACGACCGUGAUGAGAGGUGCGCGAUCUGCCCUAGAGUCGAGCAGUGGACGACAACCAAUAAACCACGCUGAUACACACCUCAAGGAAGUGGCUGGAUGGGAACAGCCAAUCGAUGGUCAUGAUACAUCCGUCAAGAUGAUUCGGUCGUGCGAUGACGACAGUGAAGAUUUCGUGUCAGGUCGUCCCUACGUAGCUGGCUGUAUUGAACAGACUGACGACAAUGAAGAUUUCGUGUCAGGUCGUCCCUACCUAGCAGGCCAUAUUGAACAGUUUGACGACUUUGAAGACUUCGUGUCAAGUCGUCCCAAGCAAGCUAACCGUAUUGGACAGAAUGACGACAGUGAAGAGUUCGUGCCAAGUCUUCCCUACCUAGUUGGCCGUGUUGAACCCAAUGCCAAGUCGUCCCUACCUAGCUGGUCGUGCUGAACAGUUUCGCCGCGAGGAAGAUGAACUGUCAGCAAUUCCAACUGUCUUAGCAAUAAAUCGUUUCAUGGGUUGAUCUUUAUUUGGUGGAAUUAAUGGCAGUUCGUACGGUGAUACAACUGAAACGCAUUUUGUAAAGAAAAAGCCUACGGGAGGAUUGGAAAGGCAAGUAAUAUUGAUGAAAGAAGAGGAGGAUCAUAUAAGACAUAAUGUUACCAAAUUCAGAUGUUUGAUAUUCUAUAUUUCACGACACGACAGACUGCCCAUACUGUCAUAGCAAUAACUUUCCGUUUGAGUGUAAAGGACAACAAUAAGAUAAAGUCCAAGAAAGAUCUUAUAGCUAAUCAUGGCGCAUAGAUACAAGGAAGAUUGUGAGCCACUUCUAUCUACUCCCAGCACUCUUUGUAGUUCCUAUGAGAGCCCCACACCUGGGACACCGCCACAGUUUGUUAGGAAUUUAACCAAGGCGUUGCCAGAAGGGAAAACACACCACCUGUUCUUCUCUCACAGUUCUGACGACCAGCAAUGGGUUCUGGAGUGGGUCGAGCUACUGGAACAAGACUAUGGGAUAAAGUGUCUGUGGCCUCCGAGAGAUUUCACUCCUGGGAGGCCGAUUCUGUCUCUUAUUGAAGAUGGAAUGUCACGUGCUAUGAAAAUAGUUCUUGUUUUGUCUCCAGAAUACAUCGACAGUGGCUGGUGUAUCUACGAAAGACGUCUAGCGUUUGAUAUGUCUGUCCAAGAGAGACGGGACUGCAUCAUUCCAGUGAUACUUAAACCCUGCCCCGUGCCAGACAUGCUGAGAACCGUCAACUACAUCGACGUCACCAAGGGAGAGAAUGCUGUUUGCAAGAUUAAAGACGCACUGUACAAAAAAUGUGAACUUAAGGACAAUCUGCCAAACGCCGGUCUUCAGUACCACCAACAAGAUAAAAAAGGAAUGAAAAUAUCAGUGUCUGCUGAAAAAGAAAACUCUUCUUCAGUGCGAGGGACAGCCUGGUACUUUAAAAGUCUAUCGACCUAUCAAGACCAGCUGUUAAGGAAAAUGGGAUCAAAGAUUUCGAGAGAGGGGCACGAUCUUACAGUGACGGAGUUAAACUCUUUGUUUUAUAUGAGGAUCUUUGGGCUGGUGAAACGCACCGCUACUCUCUACUGGUUCAGUUUGUUCUUCUUCUUGGGAAUCUGUUCCUUCAGCUUGUUAGCGGGUUGUUUAAUGUCGAUGUUUCACGUGUAUGUCACACACUGGCUAGCUCUCAUCCUGGUACCUCUGUUGGUGAUUAUUCCUAUUUGCACGGUCAUGUACAUCCCACUGAACAUGCUGAUUCGGAGGAAAAUCAAGCAACUGGGAAUCAGAAGAGCUCGGCAGAUCGUGAAGGCAACAUCUCUGGAAUGGUUUCAACAGGCCAAACUUUUACUUUAUUUCAACGAAGAGUCAGUUCCUACUUUACUAUUCAUGUACUACGACACAGAUGCCUGUCAGCUUUAUCUAAGAGACUGCUUCCUCAGACUGUACAGUGCUAAUGCAGAGAAUUCCGAAAAAGAGGCUCUUGCCAGACGUGUGGCAGACCAUCACAUCAGACUGUUUCUAAGCAACCAGUACGACCGAAUUUUACAGUGGAACGACUUGGACGAAUCGAUUCAUGAACGUCAUGCCACCGUGAUGAGGAAAAAAUGUCUGUGUGAGAUGAUAGAAGAAGAUUUGUGGCCAAAAUAGAUGAUAUGAUACCAAUUUCAGAGACAGCUGGAUUUGACAAACGAGAUGCUAUGAUUCAGCAGCUAUUGUGUUUGAAGUGGUGCAUUCCUGAGUAUAAUGAAUGGAGUGCCCAUUCUAAUUUCAUUCUCUGAACUGGCGAUAUUAUUUUAAUGUAUACACAUCAGUGUAAGAUAUUGCUCGUCACGACAAUCACUCAAUAUCUAACUACUGUAAUAUUGGCGUGAUGUAGAUCAUUUGCUGACCCAAU